AUGGAGAUCAGCACCGAGAGCCCAGGGGCCCCUGCGAAGCUGGGAUUGUCCUUCUCUAUCGAGUCCAUCCUCCGGAAGCCCUCGGGGCAGCGUGAGGCCCCACCUGAGCCCCCUCAGGAGCAGCCCCAGGGUGACUCUCUGAAGUCUCAGCUCCCAACAGCCCAGCUAGAGGCACCUCCCCUUCCCAGCCCUCAGGAGGAGAGGAGAGCCCGGCGCAGGGCCCGCACCACCUUCACUCCGGAGCAGCUGCAGGAGCUAGAGAAGAUCUUCCACCUCACCCACUACCCUGACAUCCACACCCGCAGCCAGCUGGCUGCCAGGAUCAACCUGCCAGAGGCCCGGGUGCAGAUCUGGUUCCAGAAUCAGCGUGCCAAGUGGCGGAAGCGAGAGAAGACGGGGACCCUGCAGCAGCCAGGCCAGGCUGCCUCGGCCCUGCCGCCAAACCUGGAUGUGGCUGGCCCUGCACUGACAACAUCCACGCUGCUCGGCCCGGCCUCUGCACCUCGCCGCUCCCCACUCACCCCUGCCUGGGCCCCCACAACGGUCACCCUCCUGCUGCAGCAUUCUUGGGAGAUGCAGACCACGCCGAGAGCCCUUGUCCAGCAGACCUGCCUGCCCGACCUCUGUGUUCUGCCACCUGUGCCUCCCAGGUGGGACAGUGCCUGUGCCACUUCAACUUAG
Octodon degus (degu) is the source of this 681-nucleotide messenger RNA. RefSeq names its product intestine specific homeobox (gene Isx). Lineage: Eukaryota; Metazoa; Chordata; Mammalia; Rodentia; Octodontidae. Bases 1 to 681 code for a protein of 226 amino acids. Gene Ontology annotation, molecular function: DNA-binding transcription factor activity, RNA polymerase II-specific; RNA polymerase II transcription regulatory region sequence-specific DNA binding. The transcript has 6 exons. Gene Ontology annotation, biological process: regulation of transcription by RNA polymerase II. The record is from RefSeq and is a predicted model, not a curated record.